AUGGCCCCGGAAAGCCACCGGCAGGAUAAUGCUGGCAGUUCCCAGCCCAAACCAAACACAUCUCUGGGUUGCAAACGCUUGGGGUUGGGGGUGGGAGAAGGUGGAGCCGAGGAGGAGCUUCCCCCGUCCCGCCACUAUAUUAAAUGUCCUGGUGGACUCCCACUCUCUUUGCCGCUGUCACAUCGCCAGGUCACAAAAAUGACAUCUUACACAGACAAGGGAGAAAAGCCCCUACGAGGCCGCUUCAUCCAUUUCCACUCCAUCACUUUCUGGGUCGGCAAUGCCAAGCAGGCUGCAUCCUACUACUGCAACAAGCUGGGGUUCGAAGAGCUGGCGUACCGGGGGCUGGAGACUGGCAGCAGGGAGGUGGUCUCACAUGCCAUCAAGCAGGACAAGAUCGUGUUUGUUCUCUCAUCUGCUCUCAACCCAGGGAAUGAGGAGAUGGGGGAGCACCUGGUGAAGCACGGUGAUGGGGUGAAGGACAUUGCCUUCGAAGUGGAGGACUGCGACUUCAUCGUGCAGAAAGCCAAGGAGCGCGGAGCCGUGGUGGUGAAGGAACCCUGGGUGGAGGAGGACAAAUUCGGGAAGGUGAAGUUUGCAGUGAUCCAGACGUACGGUGACACCACCCACACCUUGAUAGAGAAGCUCAACUACAAGGGCCUCUUUCUACCCGGGUACCACCCGCCCCUCUUCAAGGACCCCCUGCUGCCAAAGCUAUCGAGCGCCAAGCUCAACUUCAUCGACCACGUCGUGGGGAACCAGCCCGACCUCCAGAUGGUCCCAGUGGCGGACUGGUACCAGAAGAACCUGCUCUUCCACCGCUUCUGGUCGGUGGAUGACAAGCAGCUGCACACGGAGUUCAGUGCCCUGCGCUCCAUUGUGGUCACCAACUACGAAGAGACCAUUAAGAUGCCCAUCAACGAGCCAGCACUCGGCAAGAAGAAAUCCCAGAUUCAGGAGUACGUCGACUACUACGGAGGGGCCGGAGUCCAGCACAUCGCGUUGAACACCUCUGACAUCAUCUCGGCAAUCACCAACCUGAAGCAGCGGGGCAUGCAGUUCAUGGACGUGCCAUCCAGCUACUACCAGAUGCUGCGGGAGAGGCUGAAAACUGCCAAAAUCAAAGUGAAGGAGAACAUUGAUAAGCUGGCGGAACUGAAAAUCCUGGUGGAUUUUGAUGAGAAAGGCUACUUGCUCCAGAUCUUCACCAAACCAGUUCAAGACAGACCCACGGUCUUUCUGGAGGUCAUCCAGCGGCAUAACCACCAGGGCUUCGGAGCUGGGAACUUCAAGUCUCUGUUUGAAGCAAUAGAAAUAGAUCAAGAUGCAAGAGGAAACCUGACCAUCCUGGAGCCCAACGGGGAGACCAAGCGCAUCUAA
This is a messenger RNA of Pygoscelis adeliae (Adelie penguin), 1380 nucleotides long. RefSeq names its product 4-hydroxyphenylpyruvate dioxygenase (gene HPD). Gene Ontology annotation, molecular function: 4-hydroxyphenylpyruvate dioxygenase activity. The transcript is spliced from 14 exons. Gene Ontology annotation, cellular component: Golgi membrane; endoplasmic reticulum membrane. Gene Ontology annotation, biological process: L-tyrosine catabolic process. NCBI's taxonomy places the organism in Eukaryota, Metazoa, Chordata, Aves, Sphenisciformes, Spheniscidae. Bases 1 to 1380 code for a protein of 459 amino acids. The record is from RefSeq and is a predicted model, not a curated record.